CUUUCUCUAUCGAGACGAAUGUUUUUGUUCAUCGAUAUGUGUUGAAAGAGUUUGUUCAUUGACUCAAUAAAAAAAAGCCUUCAACGAUCAUCGAUCCAUCACCAACCUAUUUGAUCACUUUCCAAUUGAGAUUACAACUUCCAAUCCCUGAAAAUAUUGUUCAACUCAGCGGCUCGAACCGUCACGUUUGCUUGACCGAGUGUCAUGUGUUGACAGUGAAUUUCAUGGAAAAUGCAAACGAUGUCUGCAAUCUUGAGGGUGAUGGAGAUGGAAGGAACAGUACGUGUUGUACUUCGUCGACAUCUUGUAGCUCGUCGUACCGAUUAUUCGGUCGACGAACUACGAUUCACCAGAUGAUGGGUGGUGGUAAAGCUGCUGAUGUUAUAUUGUGGAAGCGGCGGCGUGUUUCAUGUGGCAUCGUUGUUGUUGCUACAGUUGCGUGGAUCCUAUUUGAGCGGUCAGGAUUGUCAUUCUUAUCAGUUUGUUCCGACGUCUUACUGAUUUUGAUUGUAUUGUUGUUUUCCCGGGCCAACUAUGCUGCUUUUAGAAAUGAACAACUUCAAACAUUACCUGAACUAGUCUUGUCAGAAGAAAUGGUCAAUAAUGCUGCAGCAUCUUUUCGUGUCAAAAUUAAUUAUGUUCUGCUUAUGGCUCAUGAUAUCACCCGUGGCAAAGACUUCAGACUAUUUUUUAAGGUGGUGGUCUGUCUGUGGCUCUUGUCUGUCAUUGGUACUGUAGUUUCUUUCUGCACGCUUGCCUAUAUUGGAGUCCUUUUAUCUGUCACUCUUCCCGCCCUGUACAACAGAUAUGAAGAGCAUGUUGAUCGGUAUGCUGGUUUGAUCCACCGAAAAUUUUCGAAACACUAUAAGAUAGUGGAUGAAAGUGUUAUUGGCAGAAUCCCACGGAGUUUAGCCAAGGAAAAAGAUUUGUGAACCAGAUGUCCUGCCUACGGAUCUCAACUUCGUGUGCAAUGCGCUACUUCAUCUUGCCUUUUUCAUUAAAACUGAAAGGGUGAUCUCCCCUGGUUUGUUAUGGAAUAAGAUGGUCCUGCUUGUACAAACAGGGUCAUUGUGAAGAUUGAGUGGCCUGCUGUUUCUGAGUUGUUAUCUACUUCUGAAGGUCCUACCGUGUUUGUUUCAAGUAUCAUAUAGUUGGUUGUUUUUCAAAUUUUGCUAUUUGUCGAGGAAGAAAGAAAUAUGAGCCAGCAUUGCAAUGGUACGACGCCAAACAUGAUACGACAUAAUUUGAGAUUGUUAAACAUUGCACAAUGUUUGAUUAUGCAUGGGUUUUGCAAUGUGAAUCCUUGUGUUGACAGUGUUGUGAUCUGGUAAUGAGAAUUUCUGUGCUUUUGAAA
This is a messenger RNA of Cornus florida, 1354 nucleotides long. Its product is annotated as reticulon-like protein B16. Lineage: Eukaryota; Viridiplantae; Streptophyta; Magnoliopsida; Cornales; Cornaceae. Bases 225 to 932 code for a protein of 235 amino acids. The record is from RefSeq and is a predicted model, not a curated record. The transcript is spliced from 6 exons.